AUGACUACACUGGAGACAACAGUUCAGAAGUAUGCCGAAGAACGGGAUAAGCGUCUUGCUGCUGUGCGCACUGAGGAGUACGCAAGCUUCCGUGACGAUCAUGGACUGCACGACCUUGCGGUAGAUCCCUUCAUUGACUACGACAACUUGGAGAAGGGAAGGCCGCUCAAGGACAGAGACGAAGUCAAGUUUCUUGCUAUUGGAGCCGGAAUCAGUUGUUUGCUGUUCGCGCAUCGGCUCAUUAGGGCCGGCUUUCAAGCUCAAGAAUUUGUUGCAGUAGACACGGCAGGCGGCUUUGGCGGAACUUGGUACUGGAAUCGAUACCCUGGUGCCAUGUGCGAUGUCGAAGGCUACGUGUAUCUUCCCCUGUUAGAGGAGACUGGCUACAUUCCCAAGCACAAGUACUCAUAUGGCAGCGAAAUCCGUCAACACCUGGAGAACGUCGCUGGUACCCUGAAUAUUCGCGGGAUGUUUGGAACUACAGUUCAGAGCCAGAAGUGGGAUGAAAAAGCCGGUCGCUGGAUUGUGUCGAUGGUGCAGAACCGUGGGCGCAACAGAGAUCCCGUCCAGCUGACAGUGAGGACGCAGUUCCUUUUCUCUGCUGGGGGCUUUCUCGUCUCUCCGCAUCUUCCAAAGUUGCCCGGACUCCAGGACUUCAUUCGGAACAAGCGAAUAAUGCACACUGCACGUUGGGAUUACAACUACACCGGCGGUUCGCAAGAAAAGCCGGAUUUGUCGAACCUAAGGGAUAAGGUCGUCGGUAUUAUCGGCACUGGCGCGACCGCUGUCCAAGUCGUCCCGGAAGUCGCCAAAUGGGCAAAGAAGCUAUACGUUUUCCAGCGCACGCCUACGUAUGUCUCCGAACGCGGACAGAAAGAGACAGACCGGGCGACUUAG
Molecule: messenger RNA, 897 nt
Organism: Colletotrichum chrysophilum
Lineage: Eukaryota; Fungi; Ascomycota; Sordariomycetes; Glomerellales; Glomerellaceae
Exons: 2
Coding region: 1-897 (298 amino acids)
Source: RefSeq, a predicted model, not a curated record